CAAUACUGUGCAUACUGCCCAUAGAUUUCAUUUUCAAUGUAUGCACUGCCUGAUCGGAAGUGUGCUAGUAUUAAUUAAAGUCCACUCCAAAGAUUCAGACUCAGACCAUUAUCUAUACUCAGACACCCCAUGAAUACUAGGCCUAUGGACUACUGGAGAAGGUACCAUCUGGGUGAGCUACUUUAUAAGAAUUCUCGUCACAGUGGCAGUGUAGACAAAAUUAAGAAACUGUUGCAGCAAGGUGCUCUAGUGAAUUGGAGUGACGUUUACAGUGAUGAAUGGACAGCCCUCCAUGAGGCAUGCUACGUCAACAGAACAGGUGUGGUGAAGGUUCUCCUAGAGUAUAAGGCUGAUGUCAACCAGCAGACUGAGUUUGGGUAUACAGCUCUACAUUUAGCCUGUUACUGGGGUUCCAUUGAGUGUGUGAAGUUGCUGAUGGAAACAAGACAGUGUAACCUAGGUAUAAUGAACAGACACGGAAAAACCGCCUUGGGAGAGGCUAUUCAUGGUAGGAGGCUGAAUAUUGUCAAGUUCUUCAUCAAUGUGUGCAUUGUGGAUGUUAAUGGUCCUGUUACCAAGAUUGGAGACACAGCACUAGGACUGGCUGUUCGUGAGGAUAGUCUUGAUGUCAUCAAGUACCUUAUCAUUGAGUGCAGUGUGGAUAGUACAGCUCCUGCAACCAAGAGUGGAGACACAGCACUAGGACUGGCUGUUCGUGAAGGGAAUCUUGUUGUCAUCAAAUGCCUUAUCACUGAGUGCAGAAUCGAUUUUAAUGCUCCUGUCACUAAGAAUGGAGAUACAGCACUGGGACUGGCUAUUUGUCUAGAAAAGCUUGAUCUAGUCAAGUACCUUGUCACUGAGUGUGGUGUGGACAUUAAUGACUCUUCGAUACAAGGAGGUAUACUGAAGCUGGUUGUUGAUGCUGGUGAUGUGGACUUCCUGAGAGUUCUUGUCAGUGAAUAUAGUGUGGAUGUAAAAGCUUCUAUAACAGAGAGUGGAGACACUGCACUAGGUCUGGCUGUUCGUAAGGAGAAACUUGGUGUCAUCACGUUCCUUGUCACUGAGUGCUGUGUGAACGUUAAUAUUUCUGUAACCGAGAGCGGAGACACAGCACUAGGGCUGGCUGUUCGUGAGGGGAAAAUUGAUGUCAUCAAAUACCUUGUCACUAAAUGCAGUGCAGAUGUUGAAGCUCCUGUUACCAAGAUUGGCGACACAGCACUAGGACUGGCUGUUUGUGAAAGGAAGCUUAGUGUCGUCAAGUACCUUGUCAUUGAGUGCAGUGUGAAUAUUAAUGACCCUGCACUUUUACUGAAGCUAGUUAUUGGUGCUGGUGAUGUUGACUUCCUGAGACACCUUGUCAGUAAAUACAGUUUGGACGUUAAUGCUCCUAUAACCGAGAGUGGAGACACAGCACUAGGACUGGCAGUUCUUGAGGAGAAGCUUAGUGUUAUCAAGUACCUUGUCACUGAGUGCAGUGUGGAUGUUACUGAUGACUUACUGCUGCGAGCUCAGAUGCAUAAAUCCAUGGCAAUAUUUCACUAUCUCCUCACUGACUGUCACUGCAACCCCAACAUCAAAGAUGACAAUGGGCAGACACCAUUGGCCCUAGCCAAGGACAGUGAAACCAUUCAGCUGCUUCUAAAGAAUGGGGCAACUUCUCAAGAUGUGUAUACUCACCAUCGCAAGACUCUAGGGAAUGUCUUCUCAAAAGAUAGUCUGAUUAACCCAGUAAAAAUGUUUGUCAUUGGUCACGGUGGUGAAGGCAAGAGCACUCUUAUAGAAGCAAUGGAACAUGAGCCUACCAUUUUCGCCCCAUUCGUGAAUCUCAUUAUCAAACCCAGGAAAGUUGAGGGAGUGAGCCAAAAAACAGCCGGAAUCAUCCCUCGAAUAUUCAAGAGUCGAUUCUAUGGAGAUGUUCAAUUUCAUGACUUUGCCGGACAGGAAGCCUACUACAGCAGUCAUGCCGCCAUUAUCAAGUCAGCAGUCGACACUUGUCCCCCUAUCUUUGUGACUGUAGCCGGUCUCCAUAGAGAUGACACCAUCACCAUCGACUCUAUCUCCUACUGGUUGGGGAUUGUUGCCAACCAAUGUACCAAUAUUGAGGGCAAAGCGCCGCUCAUUGUAGUGUGUAGCCACGCUGAUUUGGUGUCAGACAAGGACGAAAUCGGCAGAAAAGAACGGGUCAUCUCUCACACAGUUGGAAAAUUUCCUGCAUUUGAUUUAGUUCAGAUUGUUUCAAUGGAUUGUCGUUUUUCGAAUUCUAAUGGUAUGAAGACGUUGAGACGCACUGUAGGUACUAGUUGUGAUUUGAUUCGAUCCAGGUUGUCUGUGAGCCUCAAUUCUCACAUGUUUUUGAUUUACCUUCUUGACAAGUACUCCAAUGAGAUUACUAUCAUGCUUGAAAACCUUCAACGAAAAAUUUUAUCCGACCUUAACUCUCAACGAACAACUGUAAAGCAGAAGAAUGCUCUUUCUUUCAUUCCAACAACCAUCCCUCGUCUUGUUGAGAUCUGCAUCCAGCUGAGUGACAACAGUCACAUUCUUUUUCUACACAACAUCUCAUCGCCUGGCAAAAGCUUUAUUGUUAUUGACAGAAUAAAGCUCUUGGCCGAGAUAAACGGAACAAUGUUUGCUCCAAAGGAUUUCAAGCAACAUUGCGACCUCGCCACCAGCACUGGCGUAGUGCCACGAUCCAAGCUUGCUGCUCACUUCCCCAACUUCAAUAUUGAUAUUCCGAUUGGGUUCUUGUCCCAUCUCGAGCUUGCUGUUCCCAUUGAAGACAGUGAAGUUCUUGUUCUUAUCAAUGAGCACCUGUCCUCAACUAGCGAGUCCACUGCACAUUCUGAAGACGGCUAUGUCUUUUGCCCAGCUCUGAUUCGAUUGGCAGUUCCGGAUUCAGUGUUUGAGCAUUUAAGUGACCACGUUUACCACUUUUGUUGGAUCUUGUCCUGUGUAGAGAGUACUGACUUCUUCGAUGCUCGAUUUCUCCAUGUUCUCAUACUCAGAAUAGCUCUUUCAUUUGGCCUUGCUCCUGAAUUAGCUGUAGAUGCUAUCCCUGCUAUUCAGCGUCGAUGUUCCGUCUGGACCACUGGUGUUUGCUGGUGUACUCCACAGGGGGUUAAAGUGCUUGUCGGGGUGGUUGCUAAGAAAAACGUGGUGGUCCUUGUUCAAGCACAUGAUUUCUGUGUUGAGGCUCUUAAGAUGCGAUCAACUGUACUUAAUAAAGUGAGAGACACGGCCCGCGAAUUGUGCCCUACUAUCACAUCAAGAGAAUUCCUGCUCCCUCCGAAUGAUGUAACCUACCCCCUAGAUUUUUCAAAAUCAACUAGGAUAUUCAGUCUUACCUGUGUUGCACUUACGACCGUCAACCAAGAGGGAUUUGUUGUAUCUACCACUGGUGCUGAGAAUAUACGAUUGAUUGAUCUUCUCACAGCUGAAGUAUACGUUGAUCUCGGUGAGAAUAUUAUUCAGCCUCUAUUUAAUGAACGCGACCCAGUACACAACACGAAAGUUUCUGAUCGAUUUCUCUCAGCUCUUUCAUCAUCUUGGAGCAAGAAUCAUCAACUGGUAGGCAUUAUCUGCUCAGCCUUUGCUAAAGAAAGUGAUCUGACCACACUUCGCAGCAGUGAUAAUCUGGAAGGUAUUCUGAAGGCUUGGAGAGAUAAAAACAAUGCCAGUUACAAGUCUCUUCGACAAAUUCUUGACCCACUCAGUGUAUUUGCUGGGAGGAACCCUCUGGAGCUGGCAGGUGUUCCUCUAAUGAAAUUUUCAGAAAUCUCUUUGCCUCCAUCACCUCCGAAAGUAGCCUGUAAAUUCACCAACACAAGUGGUGAGCUGGGAGGUAGUUUAACUAUUGAGGAUCUGAAGAGGAGGACUAGGGUCAAUGACACCCUGUUGGACACAGAGAUCAUAGAACACGACCUUCAACUCCUGGCUGGAUGCUUCGACAAUGUGGAUGACUAUCUCGACCAACUAGGACUGACUGCUGGUCAGCAAACUGACAUCAAAGACCUUGCCUAUCGACAAAGUACUCAGUCGGCAAUGAGAGAAGCUCUGAGGAAAUGGCGUGAUCGAAACCUCUAUGCUGCCACAUUUCGAGCACUAGUGAGUAUCUCACUUCACUUAAGUAAAGGAGUUGUAGCCAACGAACUGUGCAAGUACAUAGCAGCUAACGUUUCAGAAAGUGCAGACACUCAUUAAACAUCAUUCAUAUGUGGUUUCCCUAUAUUCUUGUAGCCUGUAUUAAUUAUCAGGAGAUUGAUUGUGAUCCUCAACUUACA
Molecule: messenger RNA, 4280 nt
Organism: Halichondria panicea
Lineage: Eukaryota; Metazoa; Porifera; Demospongiae; Suberitida; Halichondriidae
Exons: 15
Coding region: 130-4200 (1356 amino acids)
Molecular function (GO): protein binding
Source: RefSeq, a predicted model, not a curated record